AUGGGAAGCCUCUCGUUUCUCUUGCUGCUCUUCUGCACCGCCUUCCAUGUCGCCUUUUCCAUUAUUGACGUGACUAAUGGAGAGUUUGAGCAGGGUCCAAAGCCAGGAGACAUGAAGGGCACGGUGGUGACGGGUGGCCCCCACUCUAUACCGGGGUGGGAGAUUUCUGGCUACGUUGAGUACAUAAAAUCAGGGCAGAAACAGGGUGACAUGUUGCUUGUGGUGCCAAAUGGAGCUUAUGCGGUGAGGCUUGGAAACCAGGCAUCUAUUAAGCAAAAGUUACAAGUAGUGAAGGGAAUGUACUAUUCGAUGACGUUUGUGGUGGCACGCACGUGUGCUCAAGAGGAAAAACUCAACGUAUCUGUGGCUCCAGACUGGGUGGUGCUACCCAUGCAGACGUUGUAUAGUGGCAAUGGUUGGGAUGCCUAUGCAUGGUCCUUCCAAGCAGAUUACUCUCAAGUGGACAUGGUUUUUCAUCACCCCGGAAAGGAUGAGGAUCCUGCUUGUGGACCAAUCAUUGAUUCUAUUGCUCUCAAAGCUCUUUACCCUCCUAGACUCACUAAUAAGAACGUAUUGAAGAAUGGUGGUUUUGAAGAAGGACCAUACGUGUUCCCUAACACAUCGUGUGGUGUGCUUAUCCCACCCAACAUUGUAGACCUCAGCGACCACUCUCCCUUACCGGGGUGGAUAGUGGAGUCCUUAAAGGCUGUUAAGUACAUAGACUCUGAUCAUUUCUCAGUUCCCCAAGGGAAAAGAGGCGUGGAGCUGUUGGGAGGAAAAGAAAGUGCCAUUUCACAAAUAGCCAGAACUGUCCCUGGCAAAACCUACUUCCUCUCUUUUGCUGUGGGAGAUGCUGGUGAUUCUUGUGAAGGGUCACUUGGCAUUGAAGCUUAUGCAGGCAAAGACAGCAUAAUGGUGCCAUAUGAGUCCAAAGGCAAAGGUGGGUUUAAGCGUGCUGUUCUCAAGUUUGUGGCUAUUAGUCCAAGAACACGCAUUGUUUUUCGCAGUAGCUUCUACACCAUGAGUAGCGACGACCACUCUUCGCUGUGUGGGCCCGUGGUUGAUGAUGUCAACUUGAUUAGUCUUCGCAAAAUUUAA
This is a messenger RNA of Abrus precatorius (Indian licorice), 1098 nucleotides long. RefSeq lists its product as uncharacterized. The record is from RefSeq and is a predicted model, not a curated record. The transcript has 3 exons. Gene Ontology annotation, cellular component: plant-type cell wall. The coding region runs from base 1 to 1098 and encodes 365 amino acids. NCBI's taxonomy places the organism in Eukaryota, Viridiplantae, Streptophyta, Magnoliopsida, Fabales, Fabaceae.